Acanthosepion pharaonis is the source of this 909-nucleotide messenger RNA. NCBI's taxonomy places the organism in Eukaryota, Metazoa, Mollusca, Cephalopoda, Sepiida, Sepiidae. The record is from the annotation of a GenBank genome assembly.
AUGUCCAACAAAAACAAUGGCCAUCAAGAUAAUGAUGAUAAUGAUGGCGAUGUGGAAGGGAGAGAAGCUGACGAGCUAGCUCAAUCUGUUCAUUAUCUAUCUAUCUCAGUCUCUUCACUAUCUAGCUAUCCACUUCAUUUUGUGAUCUAUCUGUCUAUCUAUCUAUGUAUGAGUCUGCUCAUGUCUAUCUAUCUAUCUAUCUAUCUAUCUAUCUCAUCUGCUCAUGUCUAUCUAUCUAUCUAUCUAUCUAUCUAUCUAUCUAUCUAUCUAUCUAUCUCAGUCUCUUCACUAUCUAGCUAUCUACUUCAUUUUGUGAUCUAUCUGUCUAUCUAUCUAUGUAUGAGUCUGCUCAUGUCUAUCUAUCUAUCUAUCUAUCUAUCUAUCUAUCUAUCUCAUCUGCUCAUGUCUAUCUAUCUAUCUAUCUAUCUAUCUAUCUCAGUCUCUUCACUAUCUAGCUAUCUACUUCAUUUUGUGAUCUAUCUGUCUAUCUAUCUAUGUAAGAGUCUGCUCAUGUCUAUCUAUCUAUCUAUCUAUCUAUCUAUCUAUCUAUCUCAGUCUCUUCACUAUCUAGCUAUCUACUUCAUUUGUGAUCUAUCUGUCUAUCUAUCUAUGUAUGAGUCUGCUCAUGUCUAUCUAUCUAUCUAUCUAUCUAUCUAUCUCCCAGUCUCUUCACUAUCUAGCUAUCUACUUCAUUUUGUGAUCUAUCUGUCUAUCUAUCUAUGUAUGAGUCUGCUCAUGUCUAUCUAUCUAUCUAUCUAUCUAUCUAUCUAUCUAUCUCAGUCUCUUCACUAUCUAGCUAUCUACUUCAUUUUUGUGAUCUAUCUGUCUAUCUAUCUAUGUAUGAGUCUGCUCAUGUCUAUCUAUCUAUCUAUCUAUCUAUCUAUCUAUCUCAGUCUCUUCACUAUCUAG